CUAUAAGAAUGGAGGGAGGUGAGCAAAAUCUGUAAACAAGAAUGGGGGAAUCAGAAGUAAAGGUGCUGGGUAGUUGGGAAAGCUUUUAUGCUACUAGAGUGCGUAUUGCACUGGAGUUGAAAGGGGUGGAAUAUGAAUAUGUUGAGGAGGAUUUAAGAAACAAAAGUGAGCUGUUACUGCAAUCAAAUCCUGUGCAUAAAAAGAUUCCUGUGCUCGUCCACAAGGGGAAACCCAUUGUAGAAUCGCUCAUAAUUCUUGAGUACAUAGAUGAAACGUGGAAAGGAGGCGUUGAGUUGCUGCCUGAAGAUCCAUAUGAGAGGGCCAUGGUCCGUUUCUGGUGUCACUUCAUAGAUAAUGAGCUUGGAGGAACCAUGAGGAGGAUGGGGAAAUGCAAAGCUGGUGAAGAGAGAGAUGCGGCUAAACAAGCAGUUGUUGCAAAAUAUGUGUUGUUGGAAGAAGCUAUGGCUACCACUUUUUCAGGGAGGCCAUUUUUUGGAGGGGAAACAAUUGGACUUCUUGAUAUUGCUUUGGGUGCUGCCGCAGUGUGGAUCCGAAUUGCUGAGAUGCUUGAAAAUGUAAAGUUCAUAGACAAUGAGAACACGCCUCUUCUCCAUGCAUGGAUUGAACGCUUUUCCAAUGUGGAUUGCAUUAAGAAAUUGCAACCUAGCUUUGACCAUGCAAUGGACCAUAUUCAACAAAGGAUUACGGAGGCCAAAGCAAAGGCCUAAUGUAAAAUGUCUACUUACUACGAAACAAAACUUAAUAAAUAAAUAGAAAAAAACUCCAUAAUAAUUGCUUUAAUAAGAGUUGUUAAUGCACCAUAUUUAUCUUAUUGAUGGUGAAUUAAUUUGACUAAAUUUAUGUAAAUAAUAAGGAUUUAAAAGAAAUUUA
Cryptomeria japonica (Japanese cedar) is the source of this 891-nucleotide messenger RNA. Its product is annotated as glutathione S-transferase U7. Lineage: Eukaryota; Viridiplantae; Streptophyta; Pinopsida; Cupressales; Cupressaceae. Gene Ontology annotation, cellular component: cytoplasm. Gene Ontology annotation, molecular function: glutathione transferase activity. Gene Ontology annotation, biological process: glutathione metabolic process. Bases 42 to 728 code for a protein of 228 amino acids. The transcript has 2 exons. The record is from RefSeq and is a predicted model, not a curated record.